Fonsecaea nubica is the source of this 1788-nucleotide messenger RNA. RefSeq lists its product as hypothetical. The record is from RefSeq and is a predicted model, not a curated record. The coding region runs from base 1 to 1788 and encodes 595 amino acids. The transcript is spliced from 2 exons. NCBI's taxonomy places the organism in Eukaryota, Fungi, Ascomycota, Eurotiomycetes, Chaetothyriales, Herpotrichiellaceae.
AUGGCCCUCCAGUUUGGUAUUUUCCGACAUUUUUGGCUCCAGAUCUUGGCUACCGUUGGGCUGGGCUGCUUUCUUGUCUUCUUGUAUCACGAUUUUAUCCGCAAUGUUGGCAUUUCACGCGAUCCCUUGGCUGCGCCCCUUGACGUGCCCACCGCCUCUCCACCGCAGCCACCAGCCAAUGCAGUGCGACAAUCGUGCGUGGGACCGCGUGGAAAGCCAGUUCAAGAGAAUCUCGACGACAGAGUUUGGGCAAGUUUGCUAGACUUGCCUUUCCCCGAUCCAGUGGGCGGCUCCUUUGCAGCAUUGGACCUACCGAUUACCUUCAACACCCCCGAAUCGAGAUACGGUGCGUAUGGUUAUGGCGAAGAGUCGGAGAAUUACGAGCGAACUCGUGUCGAGUGGAGCUCGGUAAAAUGGGCAGAUCUGCAAAACGAUUGUCUUGCUUCAAAUCUGGAUCGAUUCCGCAAUGCCCAAAAUAUUUCCAUGACGAGACGGUUUCGCUUGCCCGCAAAGAAAAAAGCUGGCGUUGGAAAGUUGAAGGCAAGGACACAUUCUACGGGCCGGACGGCAGUUGUGCUUCGUAGUUGGGAGGGCUACAACUACACCUCACUUGACCUGUACCAUCUGCGGUCUCUGAUUGUCGAGGCUGGGCUGGAUUGGAAUGCAGACAACGCUGUUUUUCUCUUGGUGGAUGUUAAGGACGACAAUGGAACGAGACCGAUCUUUCGUGAUCCGCAACUUUAUGAGACGGCUUUACAGGAUUUGGUGCCUGCCGAAUUUCGAGACAUUGCCGUCCUCUUCAACCUCGAGUUGCUCAAAUCAUGGUAUCCUCGAAUCCCUGAACAUUCGGCUUUCUUCCAAGUCUACCAGCCUCUGCAAUUGUUUGCACAGCUGUUUCCUGGCUUCGACCACUAUUGGCAGCUUGAGAUGGACAUGAAAUUCACGGGCAACUCCGGCCAGUGGUUGGACGCAAUGGCAAGGUUUGCAAGGAACGAACCGCGUAAACAGUCUAUUGAACGGUCUUCAUAUUAUUACAUGUCGCAGGUCCAUGGGUCUUAUGGAGAGUUCAAAGCAGCCAUCAACGAGAGCUUGGGAGGUGGUGGUAUCUGGGGACCUAUCCGUGUUCCUGAUAUUGAACAUCCCAUUGGACCCCAGCCGCCCGUUGCCGAUCCCCGUGAGGAUGACUUCAACUGGGGUGUCGGGGAAGAUGCCGACCUAAUUCUCACGAACGCUUUGGCGGAUGUGAGAACGACGAAAUACUGGCCGUUCAAGGGCUGGAUUCACGGGUUCCAAAAGGAAGAAGACACCCCACGAUUCUACAGUCCAGUGGCCAUGGGAAGAUACUCGUGGAAUCUGCUCAAUGCCAUGCAUCACGCUCAGGUCCACCAGGGUUUGUCUCUGUCUUCGGAAGCCACUGCCGUGUCCUUUGCACUGUACCACGGCCUGAAAGUCAUCUUCCCACCUCAUCCGUGGUACCACCAUCCCCAGGCGCCCCGCGAAGUGAGUGUCCAGGAAUUGGAACAACUGUUCAACGGCGGUUCGCCUUCCGAUAAUGCUCGGGAGAACAACGGUCUUUCGUUCGGCAAGGCAAUGUACGAUCCCAACGGCGCAUACGAGCUUUUCAAUGGCGGGACGUGGUGGUGGGUGCCUGGCUACCCAGGAAGGACAUUCAAACAAUGGAUGAAUCAUGAUACAACGAAUAUAGCCUCGAUGCUACGAGAAGAUGAGGGCCAAAUCUGGGCGCCUCUGAUGGCUCUACAUCCUGUGAAAUCGGGAGCUAACGCAUAG